GGGAAAACAGCCAGGGGUCUCAGGGGCCGAACAAGCACGGACCGGAAGUUCUGCAGCCACGCCGUCCGGCGGAGCCGUUGGCUGCGGACGCCGGAAGUGGCCAGUCGGCAGGUCUGAGGCGGCGCUCUGUGUGUGAAGCGUACCUAGGGCGGGAGGCGACAUGGAGCCCGGGGCGGCCGAGCUGUAUGACCAGGCCCUUCUGGGCAUCCUGCAGCACGUGGGCAACGUCCAGGAUUUCCUCCGCGUUCUCUUUGGCUUCCUGUACCGCAAGACAGACUUCUAUCGCUUGCUGCGCCACCCGUCGGACCGCAUGGGCUUCCCACCCGGGGCCGCGCAGGCCCUGGUGCUGCAGGUAUUCAAAACCUUUGACCACAUGGCCCGUCAGGAUGAUGAGAAGAGAAGGCAGGAACUUGAAGAGAAAAUCAGAAGAAAGGAAGAAGAAGAGGCCAAGACUGUGUCAGCCGCUGCAGCUGAGAAGGAGCCAGUCCCAGUUCCAGUCCAGGAAAUAGAGAUUGACUCCACCACAGAAUUGGGUGGGCGUCAGGAAUUAGAGAAAGUGCAGCCUCCAGGCCCACAGGACCCUGUGAAGGAAAUGGCCCAUGGCUCACAGGAGGCAGAAGCUCCAGGAGCAGUUGCUGGUGCUGCUGAAGUCCCUAGGGAACCACCAGCUCUUCCCAGGAUUCAGGAGCAGUUCCAGAAGAAUCCCGACAGUUACAAUGGUGCUGUCCGAGAGAACUACACCUGGUCACAGGACUAUACUGACUUGGAGGUCAGAGUGCCAGUACCCAAGCACGUGGUGAAGGGAAAGCAGGUCUCAGUGGCCCUUAGCAGCAGCUCCAUUCGUGUGGCCAUGCUGGAGGAAAAUGGGGAGCGUGUCCUCAUGGAAGGGAAGCUUACUCACAAGAUCAACACUGAGAGUUCUCUCUGGAGUCUCGAGCCCGGGAAGUGUGUUUUGGUGAACCUGAGCAAGGUGGGCGAGUAUUGGUGGAACGCCAUCCUGGAGGGAGAAGAGCCCAUCGACAUUGACAAGAUCAACAAGGAGCGCUCCAUGGCCACCGUGGAUGAGGAGGAGCAGGCGGUGCUGGACAGGCUUACCUUCGACUACCACCAGAAGCUGCAGGGCAAGCCACAGAGCCAUGAGCUGAAAGUCCAUGAGAUGCUGAAGAAGGGGUGGGAUGCUGAAGGUUCUCCCUUCCGAGGCCAGCGAUUCGACCCCGCCAUGUUCAACAUCUCCCCGGGGGCUGUGCAGUUUUAAUGACCAGAAGGAAAGGAAACCCUCGCCGGUGGGGAGGCAGAGCCUUAUCCUCGGCCGCCCUCCUCGGCUCCCUGCGUUCCAGGGACUUGCUCGUCUUGUUUACCCCUAACCAUCCUUUCUUUCAAGGGUGAACCAGGCCUUCCACCCUGACCUUGCAUCUCCAGACUGUUGCAGAGAAGGUGCGGGGCCAGCUGCUGUGUGGUGGCCGCUGUGGCUGACGCUGAGUGAAGGUGUUUGAAAUGCAGGAGAGGAUAUCCCAGCAAAUUGGGAUCACAUGCUUUUGUCUCCACAGCAACCAGCCACUGCAGGCAGCAUGUCUUUCCUCCCCUGCUCCCUGCUUGCUGUUGUUUUGACGCUAUUCUGCUUGCAUGUCUUCUGGUUGGGAUGUGGAGUUGUUGCUGGGCUCUCAGGCGAAGCUGAAGUCAUUGAAGUGUGUGAAGCUCUGUGCUUGCAUGAGGGCGAGCAAGGAAUGGCUGUGCCUGGGGCUGCUUUGGGAAACUCUUUGCCCCUUGACCUCUUUUGGGAGCAUUCACGUGGUCUUCUUGCUCAUCCCUUUAUAAAUGUGCUCUGCCUGCCUCAGCCUCAUGGUCAGAGCAGUGGAAACUGGAGCCCUGUUUGCACAUUCUAGUUGUUGGGAGAAAGCCCGGGUUCUGGGCUCAGGUCCAGAUGCAGCAGGGAUUCUGUUCUCUGACUGUGGCGACCUUGCUUUGGUUCUUGUUGAAGUGAACCAAGCCCAGCCACCACGCAUGGCAUGCUGUGCUUGGCUCCCCAUAAGACGUCCUCUUUGGGUGCACGGUGUCAAAGUGUAGGCAGGAGUGGAGAGCUGGUGCCCUCAGGAGGAGACCACAGCAUGUUCAUCAGCUCAUCAGCAGAGCACAACAGCCACAAGUCCUGAGAAGCUUUGACCUUGAGGGGCUUCUAGGAGAAGUGGAAUUUCUGCAUGGGGCGUGAAGGCACACUGUCCCACCACAACUGAACCAGAAGAGAGAGAAGACUCCCCCCUUUCCAUCCUCUGUGCCGGGUGUCAGACUGCGCUCCCUGGAGCUUAUGGCCCGAUCUUACCUGUUCUCUGGGGACUGGUCACUGCCUCAGGAGCCCCAAGCCUAUGCCCUGAGCCAUGGCUGCUGAUUGACUCCAGCCAAGGUGCAAAGAUGAAAUUAUGGGACAGGGCCUCAGGCCUGUGUUCCAAGUACUCACAGGGGCUCUGGGUGCCCAUCGCCGGGAGUAUGGUUCAGCUACCACCGGCACUGCCCAUUUGCCUGUCUCUCAAGCUCAGAGCAUGGAUGAGCCGCACAGCAGAGCAGUGCACCCUGGCACCAUGCACGGCCAGCAAGAAUCAAGGCCUGCAGAUGCUAAGAGAGCCUAUUGUCAGGGGAAGGACCCCACCCCUGCACACACUCUCUGUGGAUACUUGGGUUGUGGGGGCUGUCUUGGAGAGUAAGUUUGUGGUUGGUUUCUGGUUUACAGUGGUGGCUGACACCCCUUGUAAGAAAGCAUUCCUGGGAAGUCUUCUGUGGGUCUAAACAUGUUGCUCCGAUCAUCACGCGAGAGCAGAAGGCCCUAGAUACCCCCUUUGGAAUGUGAGAGCCUUGUUGUCUGAUACUUGCCACUGAGCUGGUGAAGCCGCUCUAAGGAGAUCUCGACCCUGGGGAGCAGAACUCUUGUCAUCUAUGAGGGGUCCUUCUGAGAAAGACUCAUUUUUUUCCUGGAGUUCUUCCCGUCGAGGUCCUAGGAUUUCACACCACUGUCCCAUAAGAGCUUUCCUGCCUAAUGAAAGGAGGUCUUGUGUGUGUCUCCUCUCAUCUCUGUAGUUCUCGAGUUGGCCCCCAUUGCAGCCCCACCCUGUGGGUAGUCUUCCAGAAGUGAUGCAGUGGUGUGAGAUGCCCUACACCUUGUUAUUUGGGAGACUUUGAGAAUCACUUCCAUGGUGACCAGUGUUUGUUUUGCCUGAUUUUGUAUUCUGUGUUGCAUUUCUCCCCACUCCCUGCCCUGCUUUAAUAAAUGGCAAACCAAUGUCUAGGAAGAAUGACUGAAGGGCAGUAUUGGGUAUUGGCCCCAUGGCAGGAGCAGCCACUUGCAUCUGGUCCCGGUGCCACACUGCAGUGCUUGGUGUGGUUGUGGAGCCUGUCCCUGCACGCCUUGCUCCCGUUGAGCCACGCUGUUUGGUGGGUGAUUCUCUGCCCUGAGCCACCACUCUGGACUGGCCCAGUCUCCAGAGCUGGCACACCCUGCCUGUUUUCUCUUUUUAGACACAACAGCCGCAGUUUGGCCAGCCACUAAGUCCCACCAGCUGAGGUCCGAGGAAAGCGGGGUGACUCAUUUCCCUUGUCCAGGGCCCCAGGAGAGUGAGGUGUCCAGCCUGCAAAGCUGUUCCAGCUCCUCGGUGUUGGUUUGCAAUAAAUCGG
This is a messenger RNA of Macaca mulatta (Rhesus monkey), 3660 nucleotides long. It is a transcript of the gene NUDCD3, whose product is annotated as NudC domain containing 3. Gene Ontology annotation, cellular component: cytoplasm. The record is from RefSeq and is marked provisional. Gene Ontology annotation, biological process: protein folding. NCBI's taxonomy places the organism in Eukaryota, Metazoa, Chordata, Mammalia, Primates, Cercopithecidae.